Oncorhynchus nerka (sockeye salmon) is the source of this 16889-nucleotide messenger RNA. RefSeq names its product dachsous cadherin-related 1b (gene dchs1b). Lineage: Eukaryota; Metazoa; Chordata; Actinopteri; Salmoniformes; Salmonidae. The coding region runs from base 2467 to 12408 and encodes 3313 amino acids. Gene Ontology annotation, molecular function: cadherin binding; calcium ion binding. The transcript is spliced from 33 exons. Gene Ontology annotation, cellular component: plasma membrane; catenin complex. The record is from RefSeq and is a predicted model, not a curated record. Gene Ontology annotation, biological process: homophilic cell-cell adhesion.
UGUGCGUGUCAUACCUAUGUGUGUGUGUGUGUGUGUGUGUGUGUGUGUGUAUGUGCGUGUCAUACCUAUGUGUGUGUGUGUGUGUCAUACCUGUGUGUGUGUGUGUGUGUGUGUGUGUGUGUGUGUGUGCGUGCGUGUCAUACCUAUGUGUGUGUGUGUGUGUGUCAUACCUAUGUGUGUGUGUGUGUGUGUGUGUGUGUGUGUGUGUCGUACCUGUGUGUGUGUGUGUGUGUGUGUGUCAUACCUAUGUGUGUGUGUGUGUGUGUGUGUGUGUGUGUGUGUCAUACCUAUGUGUGUGUGUGUGUGAGUGGGUAGUAACUUGGUGUGUUCCAAGCCAACAGACAGGACCCUCCAUUACCUCCAAACGAGGCAUUUCCCAAAAUGACAUCAUAGGCUAUCAGCUGCACCCGUUGCCAUUGGCUAAUACAGAUUCUACAGGAGAGGUCAGCCUGUCCAUACAUAUACAGGAGAAGAGGGGAACCCCAGUGUAAAAGGCCCUGGGUUUAUUAACUUCAUCCACUUGACUUCUGUUGGGCUUUCUGCACCCAAAGAGUUCAUCUAUGUUCAGGAGAACAUACUGACUUAAGCUACAACCACCUCCUAAGGUUUUACAGGAGGGAGCUGGGCUUGGCCAGACAGAAUACAGGAGGGAGAUGGGCUUGGCCAGACAGUUUACAGGGAGAGAGCUGGGCUUGGCCAGACAGUUUACAGGGAGAGAGCUGGGCUUGGCCAGACAGUUUACAGGGAGAGAGCUGGGCUUGGCCAGACAGUUUACAGGGAGAGAGCUGGGCUUGGCCAGACAGUUUUACAGGAGAGAGCUGGGCUUGGCCAGACAGUUUACAGGAGAGAGCUGGGCUUGGCCAGACAGUUUACAGGAGAGAGCUGGGCUUGGCCAGACAGUUUACAGGAGAGAGCUGGGCUUGGCCAGACAGUAGACAGGAGAGAUCUGGGCUUGGCCAGACAAUAUACAGGGAGAGAGCUGGGCUUGGCCAGCCAGUAUACAGGGAGAGAGCUGGGCUUGGCCAGACAGUAUACAAGAGGGAGCUGGGCUUGGCCAGACAGUUUACAGGAGAGAGCUGGGCUUGGCCACACAGUUUACAGUAGAGCUGGGCUUGGCCAGACAGUUUACAGGAGAGAGCUGGGCUUGGCCACACAGUAUACUUGGAAUAGCUAAGACAACAUCCCAUUGGAACACAGGAGUGAUGGUUGCUGACAAUGGGCCUCUGUACACCUAAAAAUAAGCCAUUUCCAGCUUCAAAAGUCAUUUUCAACAUUAACAAGGUCUUUCUGAUCAAUUUGAUGUUAUUUUAAUGGACAAAAAAAAAAUGUUUUUCUUUCAAAAACAAGGACAUUUCUUAGUUUCCAUGAUGUGUGAUGUGAACAGGUUGCAUUAUAAUGAUGAUUGAUGGGUAAAGUAUGUCAUGUUUUGGUUUAUGGUAUCAUGUUGUAAUUAAUGGGGUCCUAUAUCUAUGGCUCUGAGAGCCAGCUAAUCAAUCCCAUGACAGUUCCAAUGGUAGUCAUUAUUAACAUAACGAUCAGCUGACUCGGAUGCAACUCAGGGAAAGGCACGCGCUCCUUUGUCUGAAUUUAAACGGAAAACCACUUCCGUUCAGCGGAGCUGGGGGGCACCAAACCCCAAUAUUUUCUCACUCUUUCCUUUCUCAGCUCUGCUCGACUCUCUUUUCCUUCGCUCCCCCUUUUGUGCAGCUCCCCACGUGUCGAAUAAAUUAGCAAACCCAAAUUGGAGGAAAAGGAGGAGGAGAGGGAGACGAGAGGAGCGAGGGAGGGAUUUGAGCCUGGUGUCGGUGUACGGUUUCAUUCGGAGGUGCCACUACUGCGGUGUCCUCAGAGCGCGCGAGCUCUGUUCUAUUGGAUGCUGAGAGAGCAAGAGAGAUACCGUUAGAGAUAGAUAGAGAGAGGGAAACAUACGUUUCCCAUGCCAAUAGAGCCCUUAAAUAUAAUUCAAAUUAAAUUGAAUUGAGAGAAAGAGCAAAGAGAGAAGAGCCGUCUGUGGGGUACAGAAGCGUUGUUCUCACCACUAAGCUAACAGCUGAGACUGAACCGAAGAGAGGAGGGGAACCAUAUUCUGACUGAGAAAACCAGCUCACCUCACCUGCCACUGGAGAAGAAGAACGGAAUGCUAUCGCUUUCUGGGGGUGUAACCUAAUCCGCAGCGCUAAAGGGAUAUCGCCUAAUCACUGAAAACGGAAAUAUUUCGUUUCUUUCUCCAUGGUGGAUAUUAUGUAGAGCUGAGAAAGCAGAGAGCAGCAGUCUUGGGCUUAUUUUUUAUUUGUUUCUGUGGAUUGUGUGUCUGUGUGUUUGGGUCGUCAGGGGAAUAGGGGAGCAGUGUGCUGCAUACUGAUCUGGUUUUGGAUAAAGGAAUACCGGGAUAUAACGGGACCGGAGCGCACGGCCAGAACAGCGAAGCUUCAGCGGGUUCAGAUGCAUGUGUAGGAGUCCCCAGCCAUGACAAUAACGUGUGAAGGUGGGCCCAGGGCCAGCGGUCUGUGUGUGUGUUCAGGCCUAUGGAGGCCACGAUCUCUCCUCCUGCUCUACACGGUCCUGGAGCUGGUUGUGGUCCACUCCACCCCGGUCCUAGGAGCUCUGGAGCUCCAGCUGGAUGAGGAGCAGCCGGCAGGGACCAUCGUAGGGGACAUCAGUGCUGGGCUACCCCCCGGCAUCACCGCCUCGCUGUACUUCAUCUCCGACCACGAAGGGACAGGUGUGGGCAGCGACCUCCACAUCGACGAGACCUCCGGGAUCAUCACCACGGCACGCCGCCUCGACCGCGAGCAGAGGGACCACUACAGCUUCAUCGCCGUCACCAUGACCGGGGUCACAGUCGAGGUGUCCGUCACGGUCAACGACAUCAACGACCACGCGCCGGCGUUCCUCAAGCCAAAGGCAUUGCUGAAGAUCCCGGAGCAGACGGCGGUGGGAACACGGGUUUCCCUGGAGCCGGCGUCAGACGCGGACCGCGAUCAGCUGACCACCCAAGGAUAUGUGAUUAAGGAAGGCAAUGUGGGGCAAGCCUUCAGGCUGGAGACCAAAAGAGCUGCUAACAAGGUGUUGUACCUGGACCUGGUGGUGAACGGUGUUCUGGACAGGGAGAAGAGGUCCUCGUACAGCCUGGUUCUGGAGGCCUUCGACGGGGGGAGUCCCAGACGCACCGGCCUGAUGACCCUGGAGGUGUUAGUCACCGACAUCAAUGACCACGCCCCCGUCUUCAACCAGAGCAGAUACCACGCUAUCAUCUCAGAGAGUUUACCACAGGGAAGCAACAUACUGCAGGUGUUUGCGUCCGACGCUGACGAGGGAGACAACGGUCUGGUCCUGUACGAGAUCAACCGUCGUCAGAGCGACCCUGACCGCUACUUCGUCAUGGAUACGAGGUCGGGGGUCAUCACUCUGAACCGACCGCUGGACUACGAGCUGAAGAGAGUCCACGAGCUGGUGGUACAGGCCAGAGACAACGCCAGCCACCCUGAGGUGACCAAUGCCUUCGUCACCAUCCACGUCCGAGACUACAACGACAACCAACCCACCAUGACCAUUAUCUUCCUCAGCGAAGACGGCUCGCCGCGCAUCUCAGAGGGCGCCCAGCCCGGCCAGUACGUGGCACGCAUCUCGGUCACCGACCCAGACUACGGAGAAUACGCUAAUGUUAACGUUUCGCUAGAGGGAGGGGACGGGAAGUUCGCCCUGACCACCAAGGACAGUAUUAUCUAUCUGAUCUGUGUGGACCAGGUGUUGGACCGCGAGGAGAGGGACACGUACGAGCUGAGAGUCAUGGCAACAGACGCAGGCACGCCUCCUCUCAGGGCUGAGUCGUCCUUUACUAUCCAGGUCACUGACGUGAAUGAUAAUCCGCCACUCUUCGACCAGCAGGCUUACAAACAGACCAUCCCAGAGGUCGUCUACCCAGGAUCCUUUGUGCUCCAGGUGACGGCCCGGGACAAGGACCAGGGGCCCAAUGGGGACAUCCGAUACAGCCUCCUCAAAGACAAAAUGAGCCACUCCGAUUGGUUCUCCAUCGACCCGGUGACGGGGAUCAUCACCACGGCGAUGGCACUGGAUUAUGAGUCGGAGCCAGCGCCCAGCGUGACGGUGGUUGCCACGGACAACGGGCGGCCUCCAAUGUCGUCGACGGCGAGGGUUGCCGUGGUGCUGCAGGAUGUAAACGAUAACGAGCCGGUGUUCUCUAGUAACUUCUACAACGUCACCAUCAAGGAGAAUACGGCAGUCGGGACCUGCUUCUUAGAGGUGACAGCAACAGAUGCUGACCGUGGUUCGUUCGGAGCGAUAUCGUACUCCCUAGGGUCUAGUUCCAGCAGCAUGGUACCGGCCCAGUUUACUGUCAACAAGGAGACUGGUCAGCUGUGUUCCAGCACCACACUGGAUCGAGAGCAGGGGUCAGGCAACUACGAUCUCACCGUGACCGCUACUGAUGGGGGUGGUCAAAGUGCAGUGACCCGUGUGCGUGUGUAUCUGGAAGACGUUAAUGACAACCGUCCAUCCUUCUAUCCGGUGCUCUACACCGUGAGCCUCAGCACCCAGAGCGCCCCCGGAACCUCCGUCACCAAGGUGACGGCCAACGACCCCGACGCUGGUGACAACGGCAGGGUGACCUAUCGCACGGUGCCGGGGGGAGGCUCCACCUUCUUCACCCUCAACAAGGACACAGGUGUGAUCUCUCUCGCGCGAUCGCUUCACGGUAAGGCCGACACCCUGGUCUCCAUGGUGAUCUCGGCGCAGGAUGGCGGUGGUCUGACGGCGCCGUUGAACGCCCGUGUCAACGUGAGCGUGGUCGGGGGCUCUGUGGCGCUCCCUCUGUUUGAACAGGCUCAGUACUACUUCACUGUGUCUGAGGAGGUCCUCAGGGGCACCGAGGUGGGCAAGGUCCACGCUGCCACCAAGACCGGUCCUUCCCAGGACAUCUCCUAUUCCAUCUCAUCCGGUGACCCAGAUGGUUAUUUCACCAUGGACUCUACCUCCGGGGCGCUCCGUUCCUCUGUCCCUCUGGACCACGAGGCCUGUCCCAGUCUCGACCUGGAAGUCCUGGCUCGCUACGGCUCGCCGCCCGCCUACGGAACCACACGCGUACGCAUCACCAUCUCAGACGUCAAUGACAACGCUCCCUCCUUCCUUCCCUCCUCCUCCGAAUCCCUCCUUCUCCCGGAGGUGACUAAAAUGGGAACGGUGGUGUACCGGGUUCAGGCCACUGACCGGGACUCUGGUCCAAACGGUCAGCUGAGUUUUGACCUGGUCUCGAUCGGCACGGGGGGCAGUAGCGGUCAAAGGAUGUUUGGCGUGGACCGGGGAAGCGGGGAGCUGAAGCUGAUUGGUGGACUGAACUAUGAAAGUGUUCCGCGCUACGACCUACAGGUGGUAGCUAAAGAUGGUGGAGCCCCCCAGCUCAGCUCUACCUUCACGUUAGUUGUGCAUGUCCAGGCUCAGGAUGCGCAGGGUCCCGCUUUCGACACGCUAACGUACCGCGUGGAGCUACAGGAGAACACGCCUCUAAACACACGCGUCCUACAGGUCCGCGCCCUUAACAGAGAGGCUGCUGGGAACGGCGGUGGCUCCUCCUCUUCCUCUGUGUCGUACAGACUGCAUCCGGACGGCGACGCGGCAGGGUUCGGGGUCGCCCCAGAUAGUGGGUGGUUGUUCGUUCGUAGCUCUCUGGACCGGGAGGCCAAGGACAUAUAUCUACUGACGGUGGUGGCAACCUCUGGACCGGGAGGGCAGGGCGCAGCUGGGGCGGGCAGGACUGGCAGUGCCACGGUGAGGGUCUCUGUGACAGAUGAGAACGACAACAGUCCCCGUCUGAGUCAGGAGAGGGUGUUUCUGGCUGUGAGAGAGAACCUUCCGGCGGGCACGGGGUUCGGCCGCGUGUCGGCUACCGACAGAGACGCAGGACUGAACGCCAGACUGACCUUCAGACUCCUGCACACUGACCGACACUUCCAGAUCAACUCACACACAGGUGAGAUCAGUACCAGGUUAUCUCUCGACAGAGAGCAGCAGUCUAGCUACCAGCUGGUGGUUGUGGUACAAGACGGAGGCACGCCCCCUCGCAGCGCUACGGGUACUGCCCACAUCACUCUAUUGGAUGAGAACGACAACGCCCCUGUCUUUAACCACGCCCACCCCGACAGGGAACUGCUAAUACAGGUGAUGGAGGAAUCCCAGCCUGGCUCAGUCUUGGGGACAAUAACAGCUAAAGAUCCUGAUGAGGGAGAGAACGGAACACUCCAUUACUCACUGUCAGGUUCCAGAGUGGAGUGUUUCUCAUUGAACCCCACCACAGGAGAACUACGUUGCUCGUCCUCUCUGAGACACGGUGAGAGGGCUGAGUACAACCUGACAGUGUCAGCUUCUGACCACGGCACACCUCCACACACCUCUACCUGUCCCCUACGCAUUCAGGUCCUGAGUUCCAGUAAGUCUUCUGCCAAGAACACUCUGUCCAUGACUCUCAACUCAGUGGAGGGCGUCGCCCCAGGCUCUGUCAUUGGCUCUGUCCGGUCACAUGACCAGCGUGACACGCUGUCGUUGGACGGCCAGGUGACGUACGUGGUGGUGGGCGGGACGGACCGGAAGGGGACGUUCAUGGUUGACCGGGUUACGGGAGACGUGUACCUGGUCAGAGUACUGGACUAUGAGGAAGGAGACAGGUACACUCUGCAUGUGGAGGUAUCAGAUUUCACGCUGGCGUACCCCAGCAGUCACAGAGUACAGCUGGACAUUAACGUCCAAGACAGCAAUGACCACGCCCCCCAGUUCACCGAGGACCCCGUUACCAUAGUGAUACCAGAGAACACCCAGCCGGGAGCCUCCAUCUACACCUUUCAGGCUGCUGAUAAGGACGGCAGUGGUCCCAACAGCGAGCUGCGUUACUCAAUCCAGCGCCGCUGGCCUGACUCCCUUCACCUCCUGACCCUUGACCCUUCCACUGGGGUCCUGACCUUGGGUCAGAAGUUAGAUCACGAGACCACGUCCUCCCUCUACCUGGUUGUCAGGGCGACCGACCAGGCGGAGGACGUGUCCGCGCGGCGCUGGGGGUCGGUGACGGCCCGGGUGUUUGUGACGGACGAGAAUGACAACGCUCCCGUGUUCAGCUCGUCCUCCGCCGUCAGUGUUAUGGAGGACCAGCCGGUCGGGUUCGUGGUUGUGUACGUGAUGGCUCGUGACGAGGAUGAGGGAGAGAACGGACGAGUGUCCUACAGCAUCCAAUUAGGGAACAGCGCUGGACGCUUCAGCCUCAACCCCAACACCGGCUCUCUGUCCAUUCUGAAGGCUCUAGAUCGUGAGGACCGGGAAGUGUUUAAUCUGACCAUCAUAGCCGAGGAUCACGGGAUUCCCCAGCUGUCCACCAGUCAGGUUCUGUCUGUCCACGUGAUUGAUGUGAACGAUGAGCCUCCGCUGUUCCAGUGGGAGGAGCUAGAGGCGGAGGUCAGAGAGAACCAGGAAGCGGGAACCACGGUGAUCACCGUCACGGCAACGGACAGAGACCAAGGUUCUAAUGGCCAGGUGACAUAUGGAGGUGUAACAGAGGAAGGCUUCAGCAUCAACCCUGUGACAGGAGUCAUCAGCACUACCAAGACCCUGGACAGAGAGACUCAGGACCACUACACACUCACAGUGUAUGCCAGGGACGGGGGCCUGCCUCCUAACUUUGCCAAGGUGGUGGUGCGUGUGUUGGUGCAGGAUGAGAACGACAACGUGCCGGUGUUUGCCAGGCCCUGGUACGGCCUAGAGGUUCCUGAGAGCCAGAGCGCCGUGGAGCUGUGUAUUGUCAGGGCUGCUGACGCAGACACUGGCCCCGCUGGAGACAUUGAGUACAGGAUCACUGCUGGAGACCCAGACGGGAUCUUCCAACUCCAUGUCAGUUCAGGGGCCCUGUCCACGUCUCGUCCCCUGGAUCGGGAGCUGCGGGCAGGGUACAACCUGGAGGUGGUGGCCCUGGACCAUGGUUCUCCUGCUCUGAGCAGCACAGCCACAGUGGAGGUGAAAGUGUUGGAUGUAAAUGACAACAGUCCGGCCUUCAGCAGCAGCAGCUACACCAUAGACGUCUCAGAGGACGCUGCCCAGGGAACUACAGUCUUAGAGGUGACGGCCACAGACGCAGACGAGGGGGAGAACGGGAAGGUGCUGUAUUUCCUGAGUCAAGAGGCUCGGGGCGCUUUCACCGUUGACGAAAACACUGGCUGUAUUACAACGGCGUCGCCGGUGGACCGAGAGAAGAGGGCGUCGUACAGCUUCCGUGUGUUCGCUGUGGACCUGUCACCUGCCGAGCCCAGAAACACCUCGGCUCAGGUGACCGUGACGAUCCUGGACAUAAACGACAAUGCUCCAUUCUUCAUCCAAGACCCCCUCGUUGUCGAGGUCUUGGCCAGCAAAUCACAUCGGGUCCUGGCCACCAUGCGGGCCGAGGACAAGGACUUUGGCGCCAACGGCUCUGUGUUCUACCGUUUUGCCGGGCCAGUGAGGGGUUUCAGCAUCAACUCCCUAACAGGGGAGAUCCAGGGGACAGAGGGGAUAGACAGGCUGAGUCAGGCUCAGAGGACCCUCAUGGUGGAGGCUAUGGACCAGGGAACCCCGGCCCAGUCCAGCCUGGGGGUGGUGUUGGUCUAUGUGAAGGAACAGGUGUAUACAGGCAUCAGGUUCUCAAGGAACGCCAGAGACGUCAGCAUACAGGAGAACGCCGCCAAAGGUACGGCUGUAGCUCAGGAUCAGGCCCAGUACCCUGAUGGAACCAGAAGAGGGAUCAGCUAUAGUCUCUUCUCUGGAAACAGACUGCAGGCCUUCAGCAUCGGCACUAGCACAGGUGAAAUCUGGGUUCAGAGGUCGUUGGGUCUGGACUUUGAGGACACUCCGCGACUCCGCCUGGUAGUGAAGGCUGAGACGGCUUCGUCCAGCUCCUUCAUGGCCGUCAACCUGAUCCUGCAGGACAUCAAUGACAACCUGCCACGCUUCCAGCUCCAGAACUAUGUAGCCUACAUGAGAGAGGCCCAGGGUUACGACAUGCCAAUCAUACAGGUGGUGGCAGAGGACGUGGACCAGGGGCAGAAUGGUCAGGUGACCUACUCUAUCCAAUCAUCAGGAGGCAUGAGCGGCCUGUUCAAGAUCGACCCUGUCACGGGAAGCAUCACCACCGCCGCCAUCAUGGACAGAGAGAUCUGGACUCAGACCAGGCUGGUCGUCACAGCGACGGACAGGGGCAGCCCGCGAUUGGCCGGUUCGGCCACACUCACAGUGAUCAUCGUAGACCUCAACGACAACAGUCCAACAAUCCCUCUGCCCCGGGAGGUCCGCAUUCCUGAGAACACCCUGAUCGGCACAGAGAUCACCUUGGUAACGGGUAAUGACGUGGACUCCAGCCCGGCCCUGUCCUACAGCCUCCAGCUGGACGGGUCGUCCCAGGGGAAGUUUGGGAUUCACCGCUACAGUGGAGGGGUGUCUCUGACCGCCCCUCUGGACUACGAGGACAGGACCUGGUACACACUGACCGUCAGGGCUACUGACUCCCAACACCAGACUGAGGCUAAUAUCACCAUAUUGGUGGAGGACGUAAAUGACAACGCUCCUGUGUUCACACACGAUCUAUACCAGGUAACGCUGCCAGAACAUUCCCCGCCAGGCAGUCCCGUUGUCACGGUGACGGCGACUGAUCGUGAUUCGGGGGAGAAUGGAAAGGUCACCUACAGAGUGAUGUCGUCAACGCGAGGCGGAUUCUACGUAGACCCCAGCAACGGUACCCUGUUCAUCAGGGAGAGGUCAGAGUUCGAUCCAGAGAACCCGUCCGUCAGUGUGGUCAUCGAAGCCUGUGACGGGGGGUCCCCGCCCCUCUCGUCGUUCACCACAGUACAGGUCCAGCUAUCAGACGUCAACGACAACGCUCCCGUCUUCCACCAAUCAGAGUACAGGGCGACGGUGUUGGAGGACUCCAUCCCCGGGGCGACCAUCCUGACCCUGGAGGCCAUGGACGCUGAUUUCUCUCGGGACAACUGCGGCUUCGACUUCGCCAUUGCCAAUGGCAAUACCGGGAACGUCUUCCAGAUCGAGAGCAGCGUGCGCUUCCUGGAGGGGCGGGGCUUCCAGACCGUAGGGACGCUCCUAUUGGCCGAGGUGCUGGACUUCGAGGCCGUGCCCCUCUAUAACCUGACGGUGGUGGUGUCGGACAGAGGGGUUCCACAGAGGAGUUCUAGCGUUGCCGCGGUGAUAACCGUUGGCGAUGUAAACGAUAACCCGCCGGCGUUUGGCAGGGCGGAGUACGCUGUGUCACUGAGUGAAGGAGCUGGCGCCGGGACAGAGAUAAUACGACUCACUGCCACAGACCCAGACUCUGCCCCCAACGCAGAGGUCCAGUACAGUAUCAGCUCAGGCGAUGAGAUGGACCUGUUCACCAUCGACCAGUGGACCGGGGCGCUGCGGUUACAGCGACAGCUCGACCGCGAGCACCAGUCCUCCCACGUGGUCAUCGUCCAGGCCUCGGAUGGCCACGGUCACGUCGCCCUGACCCCGAUCAGCGUAGAGGUCAAAGAUGUGAAUGAUAACAGACCGUUCUUCCCCAUCGAGACUCUGACGGCUAGCAUCAGAGAGAACCAGCCGGUCAACUCAGCCGUGACCAUACUCCACGCCAUAGACCACGACACUGGGAUGUACGGCCAGCUGAGAUACUACAUGGUGGAGCAAGGUCAAGGGUCAGGAGUUACAGGGCGAGAGGCCUUCACCGUGGACCAGAGUUCAGGAGAGGUCAGGGCUAAGAUGACUUUUGAUUUUGAGAAGGUCAACUCAUUUAAUUUUGUUGCUCUGGCAAUGGACGCCGGUAACCACUCGGCCACGGUGACGGUCCAGGUGUACGUGACUGGUGAGGAUGAGUACGACCCACUCUUCGUCUCCCCAGAGUUCUCCUUUGAGGUUCCAGAGGGGGCGAAGAGGGGCCAGAGCAUCGGACAGAUCCAGGCAAACGACGAGGAUGGAGGUGUAGACGGUAUCGUCCUCUUCUCGCUCCCAAGCUCCUCCCUGUACUUUGACGUCAACAAAACAACCGGGGUGGUUUUCCUCAAGAUGGACGGGUCUUCUAGUCGCAGCAGCAGCAGCGGGUUAGGGGGGCGGUCCAAAAGGGAGACCAGGACCAUGACACUGGACGUUCACGCCCACAGCCCUCUGGACACGUCCCGGGUCACCACGGCCCAGCUGACCAUCGAUGUGACCAACACGUCCUUCGGCCUGGGGACAGACCUCAACGUCCUGCUGAUUAUCAUCAUCGCCGUGUCCCUGGGGGUCAUCGUGCUACUGGUGGUCAUGGCGGUGGUCAUCUUCCUGCUCAAGUCAAAGAGACGCAGGAAGAACAAAGGACGGGACAACAGUGCCGUGGCCUCGGGAACCACUCUGCAGAAACUGGACGAUUCCAAAUCUGGAGGAUCUGAGAGGAUCUAUCAUCAGACGUUACCAGGGUACGCCGGCGACCAAGGUGGAGCAGGGGCCGGGCCCUACCCCCGGGGGGGUUCCCUUGACCCCUCCCACUCCAGCGGGCGUGGCUCAGCCGAGGCGGCGGAGGACGAUGAGAUCAGGAUGAUCAACGAGUACCCCCGCGUAGCGUCCAUCUCCUCGUCCAUGCAGGAGCACAUCUCAGCCCGCGGGCCGGACUCUGGCAUCCAGCAGGACGCUGACCAGCUGUCGGACAUCUCCUGUGAGCCGGCCGCCCUGGAAGGAAGCACCUGGUUCAAAGGCAAGAAGCUGGGAGGGAGUCUCAGCGGGACCAUGCUGUCUGGACAGCUACCUGUCUACAGAGAUGAGCUGGGAGGAGGGUACCUGGGGGUGGGGAGGGGACUCAACAUCUCCCAUCCUAAAGAUUACGCCUUUCCAGAGGACGGGAAGCCCUCUGUAGACGGGUCCCUGACAGCCAUAGUGGCCAGUGACGAAGAGCUAAGGGGCAGUUAUAACUGGGAUUACCUGCUCAACUGGUGCCCUCAGUUCCAACCACUAGCCAACGUCUUCACGGAGAUCGCCAGGCUCAAAGACGAGACAGCCCCACAGAACCAGACCAACCCACGCCAGCCCUUCCAGCCCAAAGCCAAGACGGACCCCAAGCCUCGCAUCGACCCACCGCCCCUCAUCACUGCCGUGGCCCACCCUGGGGCCAAGUCCGUCCCCCCGAAGGUCCCUGUCAUCGGACGCACCUUCCCCCACCUGGCCACCCUACGGCGGUCCCCCAUCAGCCACGAGGGCUCCAUCUCCUCAGCAGCCAUGUCCCCCAGCUUCUCUCCCUCUCUCUCGCCCCUCGCCGCCCGCUCCCCUGCCGUCUCCCCCUUCGGAGUAACCCAGGGCCCCUCGACCUCCAUGAUCAGUACCAGGGAUCCCAUGCUGGACCACAGCCCCGAUCACGAGAUGAGGAUCUGAGGAUGACGUUGUUUUAGGUUUUUUAGAGACGUUUCUAUAAUUUAUGUUUCAUCAUAUGACCAAGUAAAGGGUGCUGAGAUCUGGAUGUUAUAUCAGCUCCUAUGACACGUGAGAAAGGAAGUGUUUUUGGCUUUAGAGACAUUUUUCUCUGAUGUAGUUUUUUUAAAUAAUCUGACAAUGUGAUUGGUUCUCAGAUAUGAACAUGAGGAGAUGAAGGAAGUGUUUUCGGCUUUAGAGACACGUUUCUCUGAUGUAGUUUCUCAGAUGAGUUUUAGGCCAUAUUUCUUCACAACGGAAGAGGAAUAUAGUGUGGGAACAUUUUGUAUUAGUGAAGACCGAGUGAUUGCCAAGAUUGAGGCUCAAUAAGAUGAACACUAAUAUGAUGAGAUAGGUCAUAUUCAACCUCUUUUCUGAAGGGACAUGUGGAUUAUCAUUUUCUACGGGAUGUUAUUUCUCACCCUAUGAGUCCUUAGACCUAGAUAUCCCGCUAUGUAGUGGUGGACCAUGUUGUGGGGUUGGGGAGGUUAGCAUUGACAACAGACCAGCCAUCUCCUUCCCUACUUGUACAUCAUGACGCAGGCCUCUGAGAAUUGCCACAGGGUUAGGAGAUUACCCAACCUCUUGGCUUCGAACAACCAUGACUUGGAUCUAACCCUGCAGCUGCAGACUGUCCCUCCCUUCAGACAGAAGGUCCUCAGUGGAGAUAAACUGACCCAUCGGCUGCAGACUGACCCUCCCUUCAGACAGAAGGCCCUCAGUGGAGAUAAACUGACAUAUCGGCUGCAGACGGACCCUCCCUUCAGACAGAAGGCCCUCAGUAGACAUAAACUGACCUAUCGGCUGCAGACUGACCCUCCCUUCAGACAGAAGGCCCUCAGUAGAGAUAAACUGACCUAUCGACUGCAGACUGACCCUCCCUUUAGACAGAAGGCCCUCAGUAGAGAUAAACUGACCUAUCGGCUGCAGACUGACCCUCCCUGCGGACAGAAGGCCCUCAGUAGAGAUAAACUGACCUAUCGGCUGCAGACUGACCCUCCCUGCGGACAGAAGGCCCUCUGUCAUGAAGUCCAUAGACACAGUAGAUUUUCAGUCGUUUUCAGGUCCCUCCUCGCUGGCUGGUCAGAGAGAUAACGGAUUCCACUAUUCCUCUCUUUGACUUCUGUCUCUUCACAUUCUAGAUCUCCAUUAAAGACUUCAGUGUUCCGUUGCGGUGUUCUCACAAACAAACGGACUGCUUUACACAACAAAACAAAAUGGCUGCUUUCAAAAUGGCUGACGUUUCCCCUUCUGUGGAUCCAAUGGACCAAGUACAUGUGUGUUGAAAAAUACAUUAUAAACUAGCCAGUGUUUUGUACAUUGGAAACGAGGAACCGAGGCUAAUGUUUUCCUUUGUUGCUACGGAAGACGCAUUAUUUUCUUUUGGUUGUAUUUUUUAUAUAUUUUUAUAUUGACCUUUUGAUUUCUGAUUUGAAAUGCCAGGUUAUCGUUUCAUUCUAUUUAGAUAUAUGUAUAUUUGUAUGUACGCCAGCCACAUUAACUAUGUGUUUUUCCUGUCAUAGAUUUUAGAGAGCCACCAUCUUAUGUCUCUGUGGACUCGUGACAUUUGUGACGUGAGUGAGUGGGGAACAUUUUGUGUUUUGAUAAUUAUUUAUAUGAAGGAAAUGAACUGCUGGCCAUGUCGACAGCAGGUAACCACGUUCACUUGUCACCAUGCUGUAAUUGUAUCUGGAAAACGUUGUUUUAUUUUCUUGUCAGAAUGUAGAUCUUCUCAAAAUCCCGGCAAAGCGAUGUAAAGACGAUCAGAGAUCAUUGGUCACUGCCCUCAAACUCUUGUCACCAAAACCAGACCUGUCCUCCUUGUUAGUAAACUGAUAUGUAGCGGAGGUGAACCGGACUCACGCUCUUCUGAUGAAAAUCUGCGUCACCCUGGUCCAAGAGGGAAUGUCCUCUUGGCUUAAUGUGUAAGACGUUGGUUUUCCGUGUUGGAGACCAGGGUUCAGAUCCCGCCUGUGACCUAUACACUCGACUCAGUGUAAAGUAAACUGGCUUACACAGCAGCACACAUUCUCCAUGGAAUUCAUGGAGAAUUCCGUUUCCUGUUCACCUCGUGUCUUUUGUAAUGAAGUGCUUCCGACUCAACACAAAGGUCAAUGGUGUGAUGUCAUUGCUCCGUAUGAUGACUUGUAAACUGAGAAGUGGUUCAACUUCAUACCAUAGAAAUACAAUGCCUAGAACAUAGAUUGUAGAAUGGUUAAAAGGGUUUACACAACUACUUUUAAAGGUAGCAGCACAAGAAUUUAACUUCAAUUAGACCUGUCAUGCUCCCAAAUGGUUGCUUCCAAAAUCAACAUACUGUGUGUUCUACCUAUGCAUUCUAUUUCUAUGGUUUCAGUGCUCAAGUUCUAGCUCUGUCGUUAGAUGUGUUUUACCAGGAGGUAGGGUAGGUAGACGGGGUUAUCCAGGGUCCAUGUGUUUCUCUCAUCACCCCACCCUCUGUGUCCUCUCCGUGUCCUUUCCACGCUCCCAUUGUUUGGGCUCUGUCCUGGACAUCCGUUAACCUAGCAGGCCAGAGGGCACACAGCUUUACCGCAACACUAGAUGUGUCCCAAAUUGCACCAUAUUCCCUAUGUAAUGCACUACUUUUGACCAGAGGGUUCUGUUCAGAGGGUUCUGUUCAGAGAGAUCUGUUCAGAGGGUUCUGUUCAGAGAGAUCUGUUCAGAGGGUCCUGUUCAGAGAGUUCUGACCAGAGGGUUCUGUUCAGAGAGUUCUGACCAGAGGGUUCUGACCAGAGGGUUCUGUUCAGAGGGUUCUGUUCAGAGGGUUCUGUUCAGAGAGUUCUGACCAGAGGGUUCUGACCAGAGGGUUCUGUUCAGAGAGAUCUGUUCAGAGGGUUCUGUUCAGAGGGUUCUGUUCAGAGGGCACUAUAUAGGUAAUAUGGUGCCAAUUGGGACACACAGACUGUCUUCUCCAGUAUUACAUUUCCUGUUGUUUAGUUCAGUGUGUGUUGAGUCAGGGGUGAUCAGCAGCAAUGUGAUGCUCUCCUGUUCCUCACAUGCCGCUUUCAAAUCAACUGGGAACUCCAAUCCUCGUAAAAUCUCAGACUUUUGAAUUCAGUGCAUUCAAAACAACUGGGAACUCCAAUCCUCGUAAAUCUCAGACUUUUGAAUUCAGUGCAUUCAAAACAACUGGGAACUCCAAUCCUCGUAAAUCUCAGACUUUCGAAUUCAGUGCAUUCAAAACAACUGGGAACUCCAAUCCUCGUAAAUCUCAGACUUUCGAAUUCAGUGCAUUCAAAACAACUGGGAACUCUUCACGAGCUCCGAAUGGGGAAAAAAAAAAUUGAACGGUCAUCCAACUUAGAAUUCCAAGUCAGAAACUCGGGCAUCUUUCUAGAGAGACUUUCCGACCCUGAAGAUCACUGACGUCAUGAUUUGACAUAGGUUUUUUUCAGAGUUGCCAGUUGUCUUGAAAGCACCAUAAGGGAUGGUUUGUUGAACUCUGCUGUGCUGCAUGCCUGAUGAUAUAAUUCUACCAUACCAACAACUGUCUGCCUGCCUCUCGCUAACCUGGCGCUAACUCUGUCAGCCCACUAAAUGGGCGGCAGGUAGCCUAGUGGUUAGAGCGAUGGGCCAGUAACCAAAAGGUCAAAUCCCCGAGCUGACAAGGUAAAAAAUAUGUUGUUCUGCCCCUGAACAAGGCAGUUAACUCACUGUUCCCCGGUAGGCCGUCAUUGUAAAUCAGAAUUUGUUCUUAACUGACUUGCCUUGUUAAAAUAAAGGUUACAUUUAAAAACAUGGGAUGAGCCUGGCCUCUCACUAACCUGGUCAGACCACUAAACAUGGGAUGAACCUGGCCUCUCACUAACCUGGUCAGACCACUAAACAUGGGAUGAACCUGGCCUCUCACUAACCUGGUCAGACCACUAAACAUGGGAUGAACCUGGCCUCUCACUAACCUGGUCAGACCACUAAACAUGGGAUGAACCUGGCCUCUCACUAACCUGGUCAGACCACUAAACAUGGGAUGAACCUGGCCUCUGACUAACCUGGUCAGACCACUAAACAUGGGAUGAGCCUGGCCUCUGACUAACCUGGUCAGACCACUAAACAUGGGAUGAGCCUGGCCUCUCACUAACCUGGUCAGACCAGUAAACAUGGGAUGAGGAUAGGGUGCCAUAGGGCUCUGGUCUAAAGUAGUGCACUAUAUAGGGAAUAGGGUGGCAUAGGGUUCUGGUCUAAUGUAGUGCACUAUAUAGGGAAUAGGGUUCCAUAGGGCUCUGGUCUAAAGUAGUGCACUAUAUAGGGAAUAGGGUUCCAUAGGGCUCUGGUCUAAAGUAGUGCACUAUAUAGCGACUAGGGUGCUAUGUGGGAUUCAAAAUUGAAGACUGCUGCCAACGAUUCAGCAGCAUACAGAACAGAAAUGGUCUGUAUGUGUAUUUGAAAAUGCGGAGAAUAAAUUCAUACUGGUCUCUUUUCACAAA